AUUUUGUAUCGAAUAUGUCAAAUUCCUUCCACCUAUAAAUAUGGUAGGGUGGUUCAUUUUCGUUAAAACUUUAUUUUUCCCAGAAAUAUAGGACAAAGACAUUAGUUAUAAACAAAAGGACCAUAAUAAUAUGCUUUCAAUUACCUUGCUUUUCUGCACGUUGAUUGCUCAUUCUUUUGCCUCGACUUUCACCAUUACUAACAACUGCCCUUAUACAAUUUGGCCUGGAACAUUGUCUGGUUCCUCAUCACCUCAACUUUCCACGACGGGCUUUCAAUUGAAUGCUGGCCAAAGCGUCAGGAUUCCAAGUGUAGCGGGAUGGUCAGGUCGCAUUUGGGCAAGGACUGGCUGCGUUUUUGAUGAGUCUGGUGUUGGCUCUUGUCAAACAGGUGACUGUGGUGGUAAGCUUGAAUGUGAUGGCCUUGGUGCAACACCACCUGCCUCUCUCUUCGAGAUAACUCUAGGGACGGGAGAUACCAAAGAUUUCUACGAUGUCAGCAUUGUUGAUGGUUAUAAUCUGCCAAUGGUUGCAACCCCACAGGGAGUUCCUGGUGGAUGCAACGCCACUGGAUGUGUUUCCAAUCUUAACAUGGGUUGUCCCAAAGAACUUCAAGUGGUGGGUGGAGAUGGAGGAGGAAAUGUAGUAGCAUGCAAGAGUGCAUGUGAGGCUUUUGGUUUAGAUCAGUAUUGCUGUGCCGGAGAGUUUGCCAAUCCAACAACUUGUCGUCCAUCAUUCUAUUCAAGCAUCUUCAAAAGAGCUUGUCCAAGGGCUUAUAGCUAUGCAUAUGAUGAUGGCACCAGCACUUUUACCUGCAAGGCUUCUGACUACGCAAUCAUCUUCUGUCCCAUGAAUGGGGUGAAGAGACCCAACGGUGGAGAAACAACUCCACCUAUUGAAGAAAGUAGAAUGGAGAAGUUCCCAGCAAGGGUCUCAUCGUCAAACAUUCUACUUCCCUUCCCCAUGCUGAUUGGGCUGCUAUUUCAGUUUAUAUCUCUAUAAAUAAGUCAAACAGCAUAAAUCAGGAUAUGCUUUGGCAUAACGAGAGAACGGAGCAGAAUUUGAAUGGACAUAUGACAAAAUUAAGGAAUGUUAUCUUGAGAAAAAACUAACACAAAUGACAACUUAUUUACAAUAUCAACAGUGUCUUGUACUACAACAUUAUGUCUC
Messenger RNA from Solanum pennellii, 1168 nucleotides. Its product is annotated as thaumatin-like protein 1b. Gene Ontology annotation, cellular component: extracellular region. The transcript is spliced from 3 exons. Gene Ontology annotation, biological process: defense response. The record is from RefSeq and is a predicted model, not a curated record. Bases 131 to 1000 code for a protein of 289 amino acids. Lineage: Eukaryota; Viridiplantae; Streptophyta; Magnoliopsida; Solanales; Solanaceae.